UAUAAUCACAUACUGUAUUAUCCUGACAGGUCUGUAAACACCACCCAUGAAGUCAUCAAUGUCACCCUCCACACUACGCUGGCUGCUACAACCAAAUUGGUGGUACCUACACCUGCUAAACCUAUCCUUCCAGUUCAGACUGGAGUCCAAGCACAGCAAGAGGAGCAAUCUAGUGGCAUGACAAUUUUUUUUAGUCUUCUUGUAUUAGCUAUCUGCAUCAUAUUGGUGCAUUUACUGAUAAAAUACAGACUUCAUUUUUUACCAGAGAGUGUGGCUGUUGUUUCUUUAGGUAUCCUUAUGGGAGCUUUUAUAAAAAUCAUAGAAGCUCAAAAGCUGGCCAACUGGAAGGAAGAAGAAAUGUUUCGUCCAAAUAUGUUUUUUCUGCUUUUGCUUCCACCUAUUAUAUUUGAAUCUGGAUAUUCAUUGCACAAGGGUAAUUUUUUUCAGAACAUCGGUUCCAUCACUCUCUUUUCUGUAUUUGGCACUGCAAUAUCAGCUUUCAUUGUAGGUGGAGGAAUUUAUUUCCUGGGCCAGGCUGAUGUAAUUUAUAAACUCAACAUGACAGACAGUUUUGCCUUCGGCUCUUUAAUAUCUGCAGUUGACCCUGUGGCUACUAUUGCCAUUUUCAAUGCCCUCAAUGUGGAUCCUGUACUUAACAUGUUGGUUUUUGGAGAAAGCAUUCUCAAUGAUGCAGUCUCUAUUGUCUUGACCAACACAGCAGAAGGUUUGACAAGAGAAAAUAUGUCAGAUGUAAGUGGAUGGCAAACCUUUCUACAGGCGUUGGGAUACUUUCUUAAGAUGUUCUUUGGCUCUGCAGCACUUGGCACACUUACUGGUCUUAUUUCUGCAUUAAUGCUAAAGCACAUUGAUUUAAGGAAGACACCCUCCCUAGAGUUUGGGAUGAUGAUUAUCUUUGCUUACCUUCCUUACGGACUUGCAGAAGGUAUCUCACUCUCAGGUAUCAUGGCAAUCCUCUUCUCUGGCAUCGUGAUGUCUCACUAUACACACCAUAACUUGUCUCCAGUUACACAGAUUUUAAUGCAGCAGACACUGAGAACUGUUGCUUUCAUGUGUGAAACCUGUGUUUUUGCAUUUCUUGGCCUGUCAAUUUUUAGUUUUCCUCACAAGUUUGAAAUGUCCUUUGUCAUCUGGUGCAUAGUACUUGUUCUGUUCGGUAGAGCAGUGAAUAUUUUCCCACUUUCCUACCUACUCAACUUUUUCCGUGAUCAUAAAAUCACCCCCAAAAUGAUGUUUAUCAUGUGGUUUAGUGGUUUACGUGGUGCAAUCCCCUAUGCCCUCAGCCUCCAUUUGGGCUUGGAACCAAUAGAGAAGCGGCAGCUCAUUGGGACGACAACAAUUAUCAUAGUACUGUUCACAAUUUUGCUGCUGGGAGGAGGAACCAUGCCCCUCAUCAGACUGAUUGACAUUGAGGACUCCAAAGCACGCAAGAGGAAUAAGAAGGACAUUAAUCUUAGCAAGACAGAGAAGAUGGGAAAUACCAUAGAAUCUGAACAUUUAUCAGAACUCACCGAGGAGGAAUAUGAAGCCCAGUACAUAAAACGCCAGGACCUCAAAGGGUUUAUGUGGUUUGAUGCCAGGUAUUUGAAUCCUUUCUUCACCAGAAGACUGACACAAGAAGACUUGCAUCAUGGGCGCAUACAGAUGAAAACCCUCACAAACAAAUGGUAUGAAGAGGUACGGCAAGGACCCUCAGGAUCUGAAGACGAUGAGCAAGAGCUGCUGUAGCAGAUGGGGGCAGGAGUGCAAUGAGUUUAUCUUUAGAGCAUUAGAAAGAGGAUUUAAGUAUCAAGAGUGUGACUGCACAAAAGCUGGAAAGCUCAGAAUGAACUUUCUAAUUUCGGGCAUGUCUUGUGCUACAUGUUUCGGUAUAAAAUUGCAGAUCUACUAUGCUUGAUAUUAAUAGUCAGUGAUGGAGACCAGUAAGUGUCAGACACUGGGCUGAAUGAAGAACCUUUCAUUCAGAUUUUACAGCAUAGCAAAUCUCAUGCAGCCUAUUGUAAAGCAGAGACAUCUGCCAUGAAAUGAUGACAUUGAUUAAUAGGGGUUGUGGGGGUCUUCUUCCUAUUACAAAAUCUGCUGUAAACAUAUGCUGAAGUACAGAGCCAUUGUAUGACUCUGCAAAACAGAAUGAAUUGCACUUUAUAUAUAUAUAUUUUCAUUCAUUCACAGCAUGGAGAGUCUUGACAGUUUAUACUGUGAAUUUUUUUCAGCACUAGUAAGUGAAUCUGACUGGAAUAAAUCUAUAAUUUA
Phaethon lepturus (White-tailed tropicbird) is the source of this 2271-nucleotide messenger RNA. RefSeq names its product solute carrier family 9, subfamily A (NHE8, cation proton antiporter 8), member 8 (gene SLC9A8). Gene Ontology annotation, cellular component: Golgi apparatus; membrane. NCBI's taxonomy places the organism in Eukaryota, Metazoa, Chordata, Aves, Phaethontiformes, Phaethontidae. Gene Ontology annotation, molecular function: sodium:proton antiporter activity. The transcript is spliced from 15 exons. The record is from RefSeq and is a predicted model, not a curated record. The annotation marks the transcript as partial. Gene Ontology annotation, biological process: sodium ion transport; regulation of pH; proton transmembrane transport.